Messenger RNA from Lotus japonicus, 1545 nucleotides. Its product is annotated as aminotransferase ALD1, chloroplastic-like. Lineage: Eukaryota; Viridiplantae; Streptophyta; Magnoliopsida; Fabales; Fabaceae. Gene Ontology annotation, molecular function: pyridoxal phosphate binding; L-lysine:pyruvate alpha-transaminase activity. Gene Ontology annotation, biological process: systemic acquired resistance, salicylic acid mediated signaling pathway; L-pipecolic acid biosynthetic process. Bases 56 to 1387 code for a protein of 443 amino acids. The record is from RefSeq and is a predicted model, not a curated record. Gene Ontology annotation, cellular component: chloroplast. The transcript has 10 exons.
CUCAUAAGCUCCUCUCUCAGUUUAAAAUAUACCUGCAGAUUUUAAAUAGAAAAACAUGCCUUAUCAACUAUCAUCCUGUAUUUGCAUAUCCAGUGCAAUUUCGGUUCCAACAAUUGCAAGUCACAGCAGUUACAAGUCAGCUGAAAGAGCUCAGAGAUCAGUUGAUCAUGUCACCAAAAUUCCCAGGAGUGUCAACAUGGAGAGUCUGCAGAGUGGAUAUUUGUUUCCUGAGAUAUUCAAGAGAGAGACUGAAUAUGCAAUGAGGAACCCACAUACAAGGUUGUUAAGACUUGGUAUUGGUGACACUACAGAGCCAAUACCAAACAUCAUAGCUUCUGCUAUGGCUGAGCAAGCAUUGGCUCUUUCAACGGUGCAGGGCUAUAGAGGUUAUGGACUUGAGCAAGGCAAUAGGGAUCUAAGGAUGGCAAUAGCAGAAACAUUUUACCAAGAUAUGCAAGUGCAAGAAAAUGAGAUUUUUGUAUCUGAUGGUGCACAAUGUGAUAUUUCACGCGUUCAGAUGCUUCUGGGACCUAGUUUAUCAGUAGCUGUUCAGGAUCCAACUUUUCCGGCAUACCUAGAUUCCAAUGUCAUUCUUGGUAGGGCUGGCAAGUUCCAAGUAGAAACUGAAAAGUACAAAAAAAUUGUGUACAUGAAGUGUGGACCUGAGAAUAAUUUCUUUCCAGACUUGUCAACUACUCCAAGGGUUGAUGUGAUUUUCUUUUGUUCUCCAAACAAUCCAACUGGUAGUGCAGCAUCUAGGCAGCAACUAAAGCAGCUUGUGGAGUUUGCAAAAGCAAAUGGAUCUAUGAUUAUAUAUGACUCUGCUUACUCUGCUUACAUAUCAGAUGAAAGCCCAAGAUCAAUCUAUGAAAUUCCUGGAGCCAGAGAGGUAGCAAUUGAAAUUUCAUCGUUUUCCAAAUUUGCUGGUUUUACUGGUGUCCGCCUUGGCUGGACGGUUGUCCCUGAAGAACUGCGGUAUGCUAAUGGUUAUUCUGUACUAAAGGAUUAUGACCGCAUUGUGUGCACCUCCUUCAAUGGUGCAUCAAAUAUUGUUCAAGCUGGUGGACUUGCUUGCCUUUCUCCUGAAGGAUUUAAGGCACUAAAAUCUACCAUCAACCACUACAUGGAAAAUGCCAAAAUAUUGGUUGACACGUUUGAGUCACUUGGUCUGAAGGUGUAUGGUGGCAGAAAUGCCCCCUAUAUAUGGGUGCAUUUUCCAGGUUUGAGUUCAUGGGAUGUGUUCAAUGAAUUUCUUGAGAGAGCAGCCAUAGUCAUUAUCCCGGGUACAGGAUUUGGUCCUGGAGGAAAGGAGUAUGUUAGAGUAAGUGCAUUUGGUCACAGGGAAUGUAUGUUGGAAGCUUCAAGGAGAAUCAGAAAACUUCUUUGAAUAUGUAUUUUAUCCAUUGUUGGCCAUAAAUUAAGUAUGGCCAAACAAGAAAAGAAAUUAAGUAGUGUAGUAGUAUUCUAAAAAGGUUAAAAAUGAGAUAUAAUAAACAAAUUUAUAGUUCAAUUGUUGCAACUUACAUGUAUUGUGAAAAAUUUGAA